Bursaphelenchus xylophilus (pine wood nematode) is the source of this 2438-nucleotide messenger RNA. Lineage: Eukaryota; Metazoa; Nematoda; Chromadorea; Rhabditida; Aphelenchoididae. The record is from the annotation of a GenBank genome assembly.
AUGACGUUGACCAGAAGUGUCGCGACCAGAGUUGUCGCUGACCCGAAACGCCGUAGCGCCAAUAAAUGUAAUUUUUUCUUGUUUUUGCACGCCUUUUGGUGUGCAAAAAAAAGGUACCCAACGCAAUACUCCAGACCCCAUAGUACUUUCCUUGUUAAAUUAAAGCUGGGCUAAAAAAUUUUUUAACUAGACUACGCUAACAGGGGUGUUUAUUUCCUCACGUUCAAAGUGUAAUGUACAUCCAGAGGAACGACAGAAAAAAAUUUAUCUGAAAGCGUUCUCUUGGGUUUAUAAGUCCAAUUAAAAACAGGGCAGAUGACAACCGAGAAGAAAGAGUAACGAUUUGUUGAUGUUUUGUAUAGAAGAAGGGAGUAAAAUAACCGAAAAAGUCUGAUUGACUCGUUAUUUCCAGUGUUCUAUUUUUCUUUGAAAGAGGUUUUUCCGAAAAAGGUCGGCCUAUCGUAAGAGCAAGGGUUAUCAAUCCAUGUUGACGUCUUUUCUGAUAAGAAUGGCGCGAAUAUCAGAACUAUGCAUAAUAUCUCCCGGGAAGUCGGUUUAACCUUAUUUGGAGCUUUUUAUAAAUGGACACCCUCAAUGGGAGGGACAAAAAAAUCGAUGAUGAAUUCUGGUAUUUAAGAGCAGCGACCCUUUGAUGCAUUCCAGUUGAUAGAAUACUAAAAUUAAGGACAACGUUUAUUCAGGGGGCAUGAAGGGCAUCGUCCUAUUUCUCUUUCUCCUAGCCCCAUCUUCGGAUGCCGACCCCUAUGAUGAUACGCACAACAUUGGCAGCAGGGAUUUGAUGGUACAUUUGUUUGAAUGGAAGUGGAAUGACAUUGCUCAAGAAUGUGAGAAUUUUCUUUCUAAAAAUGGAUAUGGUGCCGUUCAAGUAAGAUUAUGAAGAUCUAAAAAACAACUUUAUUGUCAGAUCUCUCCACCCAAUGAGCAUAUCAUGAUUAAUGAAAACAACGAUGUCCCUUGGUUUGUAAGGUAUCAACCAGUUAGCUAUCAGCUAAACAGCCGAAGUGGAAAUGAAACGGAGCUUCAGGAUAUGAUCCGACGCUGCAAUGCAGUUGGAGUCAGAAUCAUUGUAGAUGUUGUUCUAAAUCAUAUGGUGGGAGUCAACCAGAAGGCGGGACAAGAUAAACGAUGGUCUUCUGGUGCUUCUCAUUUCGAUGCUGCCCAGGGAGUUGAAUAUUUCCCUGGAGUCCCCUUUAAUAAAUCUGAUUUCAACGACCCGUUGUGUAAUCACGAUAUCGAAGGCCCGGAUUACCAACAUAAUGCCGCCCAUGUCAAGGAAUGCCGACUGGUUGGCCUGUUGGACCUGAACCAGGGAAAACCAGAAGUUCGCGAGAAGAUGAUUAAAUAUCUUAAUAACUUGAUCGAGUUUGGAGUUGCUGGAUUCCGUUUUGAUGCAUCAAAACAUAUGUGGCCAGAUCACUUAAAAUUGAUUUUGGACGGAAUGAACAACUUAAGAUCUGACGUAAGGCUUGAUUACAGUAGAAGGAUAUCUCUAUAGAUCUUCGGAGAAAACCAACGACCUUUCGUUGUCCAUGAAGUCAUUGACCGAGGAGGAGAAGCCGUUAAGGUCGACCAAUAUCUCGAAAUCGGAAGAUACACUAACUUCAAUUUUGGAGCAGCCGUUGCAUCGGCGAUUAGAAAAGAAUUCGACGUUGCGUAGGUCAUAACGCUAAUUAGAAGCAAUUUUUUAAAGCGAGCUUCGUAAUAUGGGAGACGGAUUUCGCUACGGUAAUAAAGAGUCUUUUAAUGUACUAAACUUUAUCGACAACCAUGAUAAUCAAAGAGACGAAUAUCCAUAUGUGGUGACAUAUAAGAAUCAAGGCCAAUAUGUCCAGGCAGUUGCAUAUAUGCUUGCUUGGAAUUACGGUUACCCAAGAAUCAUGAGUAGCUUCAAUUUUUCGAAUUCUAUCCAAGGCCCUCCAAAUAAUGGACCGGAAGUACGAUUCAGCAUAAAAUCUCCGCAAUUCGAGGCUGAUGAUACUUGUAAAACUUCAAGUGGGUGGGUUUGUGAGCAUCGCUGGCCUCAGAUCCGACGAAUGGCCAAAUUCAGGGAAGAGGUCGGCUCGGCAACGAUUUCCGAAAUACGGACAGGACCUCAUAUGCUGGCGUUUGCUCGUUCUGGCCGCGGAUUCUUUGCUUUGAACAACAACCCUGGGGAAUUCAUUGAGUAAGGAUAAAAAGGAAACCCUAAUGUGUGUUUAGACAAAAUGUGAUGACCACAUUGCCUCCGGGUCUUUACUGUGACCUUUCAUCAGGACUGAAGGCCCAGGGAGUCUGCACCGGGAAGUUUAUAAAUGUCACCUCGAACGGUAAGUUAUAUUUUAUAUUGUACUAAAACCGAACCUUGAAUUACAGGUUCCGCCGACAUUUAUAUCCCCGGACACAACUUCUUGGCCAUUUCUCUCUCAAACAGAUUGUAA